Messenger RNA from Trypanosoma grayi, 627 nucleotides. RefSeq names its product trimeric LpxA-like protein. The record is from RefSeq and is a predicted model, not a curated record. The transcript has a single exon. Lineage: Eukaryota; Euglenozoa; Kinetoplastea; Trypanosomatida; Trypanosomatidae. The coding region runs from base 1 to 627 and encodes 208 amino acids.
AUGAGGGAGUGCUCCGCGGCAGUCGCGAGCAUACCCAUCGCGAUGACUUCAGGGGCACCCUGCGUACUCACAUCUUCAUCGUUUCCUGAUGCUUUGCAUAACGGGCCCCAUGACCUUGUUUGUGACAGUGACUCACGGUGGGUGCACAAAACGGCCCACUUGCUGGGUGAUGUGCGCUCAUCUGGUCUCCUGCUGGCGGAGACGAUGGUGGUUGUCCGUGGGGACAUCACCACGGUGACAUUUGGGGAAGCCGUCAUCCUCUGUGAGGGUUGUGUCCUGCGCCCACCGCUGCGCGCCUUGCUGAAUCGAAGCGUAGCCGAAUCAACACCGGUAACGAUGGGAUCCACAACAGUGAUAGGACGACGUGCGGUGUGUGAAGCGCAUUCGGUUGGAAGUUACGUGCUCGUUGAGGAUGACUGUGUGAUUGGGGAAUGGGUGGAAAUCCCUGACGGUGUUUGGCUGCGUUCAGGCUCUGUUGUGCCGCCUGGCAUGAGGUUGGCUCCGUACGUUGUGUAUGAGGGCCGACCAGCACAUGCAGUGGCCACCGUGGACGCGGAGCUCCACCAAAUAUCUAUGGAGGAGCGUGUGCGCGACGUGUUCUCUCUCCUGUCGGCCCCGUCGUCGUGA